GGAUUAUCAGCUUUUUUGUGGCGUUUACGUUAAGCUGUGAAAAUCUUAGACGUUACAAAAGUACAGGUUUUGGUUGGUUUUAUUCCGUUAGCUUUCUCGCUGCAAAAUUUUCCUGGAAAAAAUUCUCAUAUCACAAGCUCUCUCUCGCUCGAGAAUUCAUUUCCCAGAUAAGUUUCCUUGCCAAAGAGAAAUCUUGCUCGUUUUCCUUUUGUUCGACCAAUAUUUCUGAGCUGAACUAGGUGGCGUUUGUUGUUUUCUGAAUUGGGAUUUGUAUUUCUUUGGAUGAGCAAUAACAAAUCCUGAUUUGGGAAGGUACAACAAGUUAUUACUCGUCGCUUCUGUUAUUGAUUCUCUGUUUCUCUUCUUCUUUAAUAUUCUUCUCGUGCUCAAGAGAGAAGAACCAAUUGAGAUUCAGCGGAGGAACAUUGGAUUUUGAACUUAUUUUUAGAAAUUGGCACUCAAUUAGGACGUGAUAUGUCAAUCUAGUAUAUGGGUUCUGUUCUAUAGGAGCUUGCUUUCCAUUUGCUCGUGUAUUUGAUCUGUAUAAUUUUGGACUGGCUUGUGCGCAUGUGCUCUGAAUAAUACUGAGAAACUAAAUUUUCUGAAUAUAUUUUCUGUUUUAAUUCUCAGCAUAUUGGAAGUGUUUAUUGGGCUACAGUUUUUAGAGAGUUAUUCAAUAGUGUUGGGCUACAGUUUAACUCAUCUGAGAACUUGUUCUCUGCCACCGUUCACCGAUUUCGGAAUUGUAUAUUGGUUCAAAUUUUUGGGUUUUAGUUGGAGAAGAAUUAUAUAAUCAGUUUUGUAUUGUAUUGUGGCAAUUGUGCUUUAGAUUGUUGUGUUCAGGAUGGGGAAGAAAAGUGGGACGAAUAAGAAAGGGACAGCAGGGCAGGCAGUUGAAAGUAAUGUGAAGCAAAAUAGCCCUAAAUCUAACAAUAAGGAAACUACAGCUCUCAUUUCCAUGUCUCAAGAAUUGAAGGAUGAAGGGAACAGGCUGUUUCAAAAGAGGGACCUUGAAGGAGCUAUGAUGAAAUAUCAGAAGGCCCUCAAAUUGCUUCCCAGGAAUCAUAUGGAUGUAUCUUAUCUGAGGAGUAACAUGGCUUCAUGUUAUAUGCAGAUGGGUCUGAAUGAGUACCCUAGGGCAAUCCAUGAGUGUAAUUUGGCACUGGAGGUCACGCCAACGUAUAGUAAAGCACUGUCAAAGAGGGCAAGGUGUUAUGAGGUUUUGAAUAGACUGGAUUUGGCUCUGAAAGAUGUUAGUAUGAUCUUGAAAAUAGAUCCAAACAAUGUCAUGGCAAUAGAGAUUGCGGAAAGGGUGAAAACUGCACUUGAGCAGAAAGGACUAAGGGUAAAUGAUACAGUAAUUGAACUGCCUCCAGAAUAUGCCGAACCUCCUAGCACCUCUAUAGUGCCAAAAGCAGUAGAAGAGAAGACAAGGAAGAAGAAAAAUAAAAAGGCUGAGAAGAAAAAUAAACAGGUUGAGGAGAAAAAGGUUGAUGGGGAAAUUGAAGAGAAACAGACCGAGGAUAAGGCGGUCAUAGAGGAGCAAAUUAGUGUUGCAAAGGAAGAACCAAAAAAGAUUGUGAAAUUGAUAUUUGAGGAGGACAUAAGAUGGGCUCAGAUACCCUUUAAUUGCAGCCUCCUGCAACUCAGGGAAGUCAUAUCUGAUCGAUUUCCAGGCUCAGGGGCUGUCCUUAUCAAAUAUAGGGAUCAAGAAGGGGAUUUGGUAACAGUAACCAGUGAUGAAGAACUGAGAUGGGCUGAAGCAUCAGCUGAAUCCCAAGCCUCUAUCAGGCUGUAUCUAGUGAAAGUCAAUCCUCAGCAGGAUCCAUUCUUUGGGAAACUUAACAAUGAGGAGGUGCACAAUAUGGAUUUUGUACAGAAGUUUGCCAGAGUGAAUGGGAACAUGGAAAAAGGCAAAGAGGCAGAAAAUAGAUCUUGUCAUAUUGAUGAAUGGAUAAUAGAGUUUGCCAAGCUGUUCAAAGACCAUAUGGGGUUUGAUUCUGAUGCAUAUUUCGGUGUUCAUGAGCUUGGUGUUAAGGUAUAUUCCGAGGCUAUGGAGGAGGCAAUUACAAGUGAAGAAGCACAAGACCUUUUUAACACAGCAGCAGGGAAGUUCCAAGAGAUGGCUGCUUUGGCAUUGUUCAACUGGGGAAAUGUUCAUAUGUCUAGAGCAAGAAAGAAGGUUUACUGCACAGAAGAUGCUUCAAAAGGUCCAGUGCUUGAACAGAUAAAAACUGCAUAUGAUUGGGCACGGAUAGAAUAUGUUGAAGCGGGACAGAAGUAUGAAGCAGCAUUGAGAAUCAAACCAGAUUUCUAUGAAGGUCUUCUAGCUCUAGGGCAGCGGCAGUUUGAGGAGGCAAAAAUGUCUUGGUAUUAUGCAAUUGCUAAUAACAUUGACUUAGAAUCAUGGCCUUCUGAAGAGGUUCUACAACUUUAUAAUAGUGCUGAGAACAACAUGGAAAAAGGCAUGCGGAUAUGGGAAGAACUGGAAGCACAAGGGCAAAGUGAACUUUCUAAUUCAUUUAAGCUUAAUUCUCAAUCAGAGAAAAAGGGGUUGGAUGGGCUAUUUAAAGAUGUAACAGCAGAAGAAGCCACUGAGCAGGCAAAGAACAUGAGGUCUCAGAUUAACCUCCUAUUGGGAACCAUACUUUAUGAGCGAUCAAUUAUGGAAUUCAAAUUAGGGCUACCACUCUGGCAAAAUUGUUUGGAAACUGCAGUUGAGAAGUUUGAGCUUGCUGGAGCUUCACCAACAGAUAUAGCUGUUAUGAGAAAGAACCAUGUUUCAAAUGAUAAUGCACGAGAAGGCCUAGGAUUUAGAAUUCAUGAAAUAGCACAUGCAUGGAAUAAGAUGUAUGAGUAUAAGGCCAAAAAGUGGCAAAGUGGGGUUCCCACCUUCCGAUUAGAACCUAUACUUCAGCGACGAGUGUCAAAACUUUAUCAUGCUUUGGAGUUUGCAUGAGUUGUAUGCUUUAGAACUUCUAUAUCAUGCCUUCAAAUGUCAUCUAGAACAGAUGGCCUUGCUUGCUAAGGUUUUUCACAAAGUACGUUUGGAUUCAGUUUCAGCAAUGAUUCUUUAGAGACACAGAAGCAGUUGUGGAAUUGCAUUGCGUGAAUUACAAAAACAGAUUCUUCCAUUUGUUAAAAGAUGGGGAGAAGAUGAAGUAGCAGGGACUUCCUUUUUCUGUUAGUUUCUGCUUUCACAGGAUCAUUUCCCCAUUGUUAAGUUUAGCUAGUCAACAGGUUAAAGGAUAUUUGUAUUUCCCAUUCAUUUUGUCAAGUUGUUCAACAUCUUAGCCUGUAGUUUUGAGUUUUAACUUCUGCAACCCCAUACUACUUCUAAUUUUUAUUUAUUUUUGUUAAAAUAGUGUUUGUUUUAGGAAAGAACAAUGUUAGUUGCUACUUCUUAUAAAUUUAAUGGAAGUUUACUAUUUAAUUUU
Molecule: messenger RNA, 3437 nt
Organism: Manihot esculenta (cassava)
Lineage: Eukaryota; Viridiplantae; Streptophyta; Magnoliopsida; Malpighiales; Euphorbiaceae
Product: protein PHOX1
Exons: 3
Coding region: 845-2959 (704 amino acids)
Molecular function (GO): protein binding
Source: RefSeq, a predicted model, not a curated record